CCUGAGGCAUCCCACAGAGAGAAGAGUGGCUUUAGAGAGAAGACACUGACUCUCCAGCACUGCUGCCCCAAGAUGACCUCUGAUCUCUCCAAAGUGGAUCUCCUCUGUGAGAAGAACAAUGAGGCCCACAAGACAAAAAAAAUGUCUACAGAGCGAUUGAUCGUCAGGCGAGGGCAGACCUUCCUGCUUACUCUCCACUCCAGCAGUGCCCGAAGCCUCAAGCCUGACUCCUUGGAACUCACCGUCCAAACAGGACCCAAGCCCUCGGAAGAUUUAGGGACCAAGUGUGUGUUUGGUGUCUCACGGAAAAGUCUGGCAAAUAAGUCCUGGGAUGCUAAGGUCCAGGAGACUUCCGCUACAUCAGUCACCCUGGCCAUCACUAGCCCGGCGGAUGCCAGCAUUGGGGAGUACACCCUCUCUGUGACGACGAACCCCAAUAUGACCGUGGGCCACAGGGCUGGGGCCUUUGUCCUCCUGUUUAACCCUUGGUGUGCAGAGGACUGGGUGCACUUGGCCGAUGAAAAGGAAAGGCAGGAGUAUGUGAUGAAUGAACAUGGCCUGAUAUUCAGAGGAGCAAGUGACUACAUUCAUGAGUUGGCCUGGGAUUUUGGACAGUUUGAAGCUGACAUCCUUGACAUCUGCUUAAAAAUGCUGGACCUCAACCCCAAAUGUAAGAAGAACGCAGCCGAGGAUUUCUCUGCACGCUGCAACCCCAUCUAUGUCAGCAGAGUGGUCAGCGCUAUGAUCAACAGUAAUGAUGACAGAGGCGUGCUAGAGGGCAAUUGGAGCAAUUCCUUUUGGGGCGGAGUGUCUCCAUCGCACUGGAACGGCAGCGUGGACAUCCUGAGGAAGUGGAAGGAGUCUGACUACCACCCCGUCAAAUAUGGCCAGUGCUGGGUGUUCGGUGGGGUCAUGUGCACAGUCCUGAGGUGCUUGGGAAUCCCCUGUCGUGUGGUCACAAAUUUCUUGUCUGCUCAUGAUACGCAUGGAAAUCUGUUGAUCGAUGAAUACUACUCUGACCAUGGUGUGCAACCCAAGGAGAGCGAAGACAGUAUAUGGAACUAUCAUGUGUGGGUAGAAGGUUGGAUGAGACGUCCUGAUCUCCCUGGAAAACCACUUUAUGAUGGCUGGCAGGUUCUGGACCCCACCCCUCAGGAGCUGAGUGAAGGGGUACACUGCUGUGGCCCAGCUCCAGUGAAGGCUAUAUGUGAAGGACACACAGAGCUGAAGUACGACCUGCCUUUCGUCUUCGCCGAGGUCAAUGCGGACCGGGUCACUUGGCUAAUCAUGGCCGACGGGUCACAGAAGAGGAUCAUGACGGAAACAAAGUUAGUGGGUCAGAACAUCAGCACUAAAUCAGUGGGCAGUGACAAACGACUUGACAUCACUGCAAAAUACAAGUAUCCGGAAGGUACAGAGAAGGAAAGGGAGGCGUUCAGAGAAGCAGUGAGGAGAUCUGAAAAACUCAGCGAACCAGAGCCAGCCCCAGCGCCACCCCCUCCCAAAAUCUCAGUCAAGAUCGAAGAGCAGAGCAAGCCAAUCAACGGCAAGGACAUCGACCUGGUGAUCCGACUGCAGAGCCCCACGCUGCGUGAUCUGGUGCUCAAUGUCAACGCCCAGGUCAUGCUGUAUAACGGUGUACUUAAAUCUGACAUCUGCAGUGAAGAAAAGGAAGUACAGGCCCUGCCAGACAAAGAGCUGACGGUCCCUUUCCGGAUUCCCUUCUCCAAAUAUGGGAGUCACAUACAGGGAAACAACAGCAUCAAAGUGACAGCCGUAGCCAAGGACAAGCAGCACACUGAGGUGGUGUACCUGGCAGAGAAGAACAUUGUACCUGAAAAUCCCCCCAUCAGCAUCACUGUCACUGGAGAUCCUGUGCAGUUCCGAGACUUGCAGGCAGAGGUCCGGUUUGAUAACCCCUUACCUGUGGCCCUGACUAACUGCUCCAUAACCAUCACUGCCAGUGGCUUAUUGAGCAAAUCAGUAGUAUCCAGGCUGGCGUCUCUGGACCCAGACCUGCGGGUUCGAGUCCUGGUACCCUUUACACCCUACAGAGCUGGAACCAAGAAGCUGGUGGCUGAUUUUGACUGUGACCAGUUCCGGGACAUCAAAACCAGCUGCAACGUAGAUAUUAAACAUUAUUCCAGGGCCUAAGGUAGAAGGAAGCUGUUAAUUCCCUAUAAAGGGACUAAGCUACAAUGUAAUGUUAGAUCCUUUUAUUCUAUUGUGAAGGUUGAGGAAGAUGGAAAAACAUGGAUUUUACUUAUUUUCUGCAGCUUUUGUAAUGAGCGUGUAGCCUGUGGAUGAUUAUAUGAGAAGCUCAGACCUGGAAUAAAGCCCCUUUACUUGCAUAGAAAAAAAAUAAAAAUUCUGUCAUUCCACCUGCUGGAAUAACAACACUG
Messenger RNA from Anguilla rostrata (American eel), 2402 nucleotides. Its product is annotated as protein-glutamine gamma-glutamyltransferase 2-like. The coding region runs from base 73 to 2154 and encodes 693 amino acids. The transcript has 13 exons. Lineage: Eukaryota; Metazoa; Chordata; Actinopteri; Anguilliformes; Anguillidae. The record is from RefSeq and is a predicted model, not a curated record. Gene Ontology annotation, cellular component: mitochondrion. Gene Ontology annotation, biological process: peptide cross-linking. Gene Ontology annotation, molecular function: protein-glutamine gamma-glutamyltransferase activity.